Linum trigynum is the source of this 420-nucleotide messenger RNA. NCBI's taxonomy places the organism in Eukaryota, Viridiplantae, Streptophyta, Magnoliopsida, Malpighiales, Linaceae. The record is from the annotation of a GenBank genome assembly.
AUGGCAAAUGCAGCAUCCGGGAUGGCAGUCCACGAUGACUGCAAAUUGAAAUUCUUGGAGCUUAAGGCAAAAAGAACCUAUCGCUCCAUAAUUUUCAAGAUCGAGGAGAAGCAAAAGCAAGUUGUUGUGGAGAAGCUUGGUGAUCCAAGUCAAAGCUACGAGGAUUUUGCUGGUAGCAUUCCUGCUGAUGAGUGCCGCUAUGCUGUUUAUGAUUUUGACUUUGUCACAGAGGAGAACUGUCAGAAGAGCAGGAUAUUUUUCAUUGCCUGGUCUCCUGAUACGGCGAGGGUGAGAAGCAAGAUGAUCUAUGCGAGCUCCAAAGACAGGUUCAAGAGGGAGCUCGAUGGGAUUCAGGUAGAGUUGCAGGCAACUGAUCCAACUGAGAUGGGGCUUGACGUGUUCAAGAGCCGUGCUAACUGA